AUGUCGGAUCUCAGUGAGCGCAGGCCGGUCAACACGGACUAUGCGGUCUCCCUGCUGGAGCAGCUCAAGUUCUUCUAUGAACAGAAGUUACUGACUGACGUGGUGCUGCUGGUGGAGGACAACGAGUUCCCAUGUCACAAGAUGGUGCUGGCCACAUGUAGCUCCUAUUUCAGGUGAGUUAACUCAGUUUGCUGGUCGCUAUUCCCUAUGGAGUGCACUACUUUUGGAGUGCACUAUAGGCCCUAGUAGUGCACUGUACUGUCAGAAGAUGGUCUUGGUCAGGUGAGUCACUGAGGCGUCUUCUGGGCUGUUCUGUUCAACAGAACGUCACGUACCAGUACUACAGGACAGCAGUUUGUGACCAUGAUGCAGGCCUACCCCCUGGCCUGCCUGAGCAGGCCUAUUUGGGAACACAUUAGGUUGCUCCUGGGCUGUGUCUGAAAUGGCACCCUAUUUCCCUAUAUAGUGCACUUCUUACUAUAUAAGGAACAGGGUGCCAUUUGGGACAGACCUCUGGGCUUACUGUAGCGUGUGUGUAUUUGUGUUGGGGAGAUGGAACUGUGAAAUGGUUGGUUUAUGUAAGUACUGGAAAGGACAAUGUAGGCCUAUGUCGGAAACAUGACAAGCAUUAGUCUGACACUCUUACGAUUAAGCUACAUGGACCAUGUUCUCCCUGAAGUUAUAGUGUGCGUUUCAAAUUGUACCCUAUUCCUUCUAUAUUCCACUACUUUUGACCAGGCACCAUAGGGAAUAAGGUGCCAUUUGGGACACAGCCAUGGUCAAAUAGUGUUUGUUGUUUACUAUGAAAUAUAGAGCUUUGUGUUACUGUUUGUCCCUAAAAUGUCAGCUCCUACUUCUGUGUUUGCGUCAGUUAUUAACCACUAGGUAGUAGUUGUCGUAGUAGUACGCAGAAACAAAUGAUGCAAUUUUAAUCUGUGGCUCAAGAGAAGGUAGACCCAGGGGGCUCAUUCAGAAGCACAACAUUACAUAGCUGAAGUGUAGCACUGUAGUGGAGAGUGGAGAUGAUGACUGGGCAGUUUACAUCCCAAAUGGCACCCUAUUCCCUAAAUAGUGCACACAUGUUGAACAGAGCCCUAAGAGGAAUAGCCAACUGAAGCUCCUCUAGGAACUAAUCCAUCACUCUAUCCCUCUUCUCCCCACCUCUCUCUCUCCCCCCUUCCACCUCUCUCUCUCCCCCCCUUCCACCUCUCUCUCUCACUCAUAUUUACAUGACAGCAGCUUGUGUAGCCUAGUCUUUGAACACAGACAUUCCUAGUAAAGAUCCAGCAGACAAAUGUACUGGCUGCUCUCACACCCACCUAUUCAUCAUCCUCCUCACUGAUUCCUACGCACACCACUUGUUAUCCGGUGACAACAUGCAAAGCAGUUCCCCUCUUUAAGGUUCAGAGGUAUCCAUUCUGUUGCUCUUGACGCGGUCUGGCUCUCCCCCUUUCUCCCCCCUUCCCUCCCCCCUUCUCUCCCCUCCUCGAGAGGUGUCCCUUCUCUCCCUCUUGGCACUCUCUGGCUCUCGUCCCUUCCUCGCUGCAGUUCAAGGGGAGCCGUGGGGGGCUCUGGCGUACUUAUAUUAGUAAGAAAACCCUUGUCAUGCAGGCAAGCAGAGCUGUGUCGGUGAGGGGGGUGGGGUAUGAGCGAGAUGGAGGAGACAGAGGAUGCCUGCAAGGUUGUGUAACAUCCAGGCCAGAUCCCUGGCAGAUCCUGCUGUGAGCAGUACACACACACACAGGUUUUGGUGACAUAUUGUUUUGAAGGACAAAGGCAGUGUCACAGGCAGCUGUGUGUGUGUCAGGAAGGCUUGGAGGGAGGGGGAGGCUGGGGAAGAGAGGGAGACUAGGAGAGAGCGCUAUGACAGGCUGGCUGGGGGGGUGUUGUUGAGCCACAGAGCAGAGGAGAGGGCAUGCUCUGGUCUAGUGCCUGAGAAGUCCAACUGGGGCUGUUGGGAGUCAGUGUGUUACCUACCUCUGACUGUUGCAUGCUGGAGCCCCAGUCAGACAAAUGGAUGUUGUAGAUCGAUCGAUCAGGGUUUCCCAAACUCGUCCUGGACCUCCCACGUUUUGGUUUUUGUCCUAGCACUACAAGGCUGAUUGAAAUAAUCAAAGCUUGAUGAUGAGUUGGUUAUUUGAAUCAGCUGUGAAUGCUUGGGCAAAAACCAAAACGUGCACCCAGGGGGGGGGGACCCAGGACCGAGUUUGAGAAACCCUGUUGUAGAUGACUGUCUAAUAUGUUAUGCUCAGUGUCUGUCACAAUACAACAUGCUUUACUUCGCCCAUAGCAGUAAACUAGUGCUUUAAUAAAGAUGUGAAAUCACUGAAUUUUGAUAUGGACAACAUUUUAAUGAUGAGCUGACUGAUUACUGAUCCCUGUCCCUCCAACCCUGUUCUCUCUCUCUCUCUCAAGGGCAAUGUUUAUGAGUGGUCUGUCUGAGAGUAAACAGACUAAUGUUCACCUGAGGAAUGUGGACCCUGCCACUCUCCAGAUCAUCAUCACCUACGCCUAUACAGGCAACCUGGCUAUCAAUGACAGCACUGUGGAGCCACUCUAUGAGACCGCAUGCUUCCUACAGGUAUGGUACCAGUCUCCUAUCCAUCCACCCCCCCCCCCCUACUCCUCUGGGUCUCAACAUUACUCUAUUAAUCUGAACAUCUGAUCUACAGAGGUAGACGUAUCCUACUCUACCCACUUACUACCAUGUCUGUCCUUGUGAGUCUUGUCUAAUGACUACAUCACAUCACUGACCCUCCUAUUUCUGAUCAGUGGACUCUGAGGAAUGAGGAGUAUGUAUAGGCAAAUGGACAGUGAUUGUGAUUCUUCUUAGUAAUAUAGUUGUGAUAUUGAUCUUGUUUUUCAAGCAGUAGCUAGUUCUCUAUAAUACCACUCUGACCCUGCUCCCCUCCCCCUGUCUAGGUAGAGGAUGUGCUACUGCAGUGCAGGGACUACCUGGUGAAGAAGAUCCACGCAGACAACUGUGUCCGGAUGCUGAGCAUCGGGGAUCUGUUCUCCUGUGUGGAGCUGAAACAGAGCGCAAAGCGCAUGGUGGAACACAAGUUCCCCGUAGUGUACCACCAGGAGGCCUUCCUACAGCUGUCCCACGAGCUGCUGGUCGACGUACUGUGCUCAGACAACCUCAACGUGGAGAAGGUGGGUACACACUAUUCUGUUUAUAUGUACUUAUGUACUUUCUACAUACUUAGAAAUAUUCCUACAGGUAUAUGUACUCUCUACUCUGUCUUAAUGUUGUUGGUUGUAUGUGUAUUUCUUAUCCCUGAGCUGUAAAGCAAGUUACCCCUAUGGGAUAAGAAUACGGAUUCUGGCUACACAAAGUGACUGCUUGUAAAACUGAUACCUAUGGUGCUGUCACGAUGUAGUAUGUUUGAUGUUCAAAUAUUCUCUUUUCUCUUAGGAGGAGACUGUGAGGGAGGCUGCCAUGCUGUGGCUGGAGUACAACAUGGAGGCUAGGUCCCAGUACCUGUCCUCAGUUCUCAGCCAGAUCCGCAUCGAUGCUCUCUCCGAGGUGACUCAGCGUGCCUGGUUCCAGGGCCUACCGCCUAACGACAAGUCUGUCGUAGUGCAGGGCCUCUACAAGUCCAUGCCCAAGUUCUUCAAACCCCGCCUGGGCAUGACCAAGGAGGAGAUGCUCAUCUUCAUGGAGGCCACGUCAGAGUGGCCGGCCGACAUGGGUCACGUGAUGACGGGCCCCAACCACACAGUGGUAUGUUACAGCCCACAGGCCGAGAAGGUCUACAAGCUCAGCAACCCGCCCGGCGAUCUCCAGAAGGUUGGGACGCUCGUCACACCCGACAACGACGUGUUCAUCGCUGGCGGGCAGAUCCCGCUGAAGAACUCGAUCGCCAACCACGGGAAGAGCGGUGGAAAGCUACAGGCGGUGUUCCGAUCGGUGGAUAGCUUCUUCUGGUUUGACGCCCAGCAGAAUGCAUGGGUGCCCAAGACGCCCAUGCUGUGUGCCCGCAUCAAGCCCUCUCUGGUCUACUGCGAGGGGUAUAUCUACGCCAUCGGGGGGGACAACGUGGGCGGGGAGCUGAAUAAACGUACCGUAGAGCGCUACGACUGUGAGAAAGAUGAGUGGGCCAUGAUGAGCCCUCUCCCCUGCGCCUGGAACUGGACCACGUCUGUAGCAGCCCACGACUGUAUCUACGUGAUGACCCACGACCUCAUGUACUGCUACUUCCCCCGCGCUGACACCUGGGUAGAGAUGGCCAUGAGGAAGACCAGUCGCUGCUUCGCCUCCGCCGCCACAUUCGGUGACCUCAUCUUCUACAUCGGGGGGCUCCACGUCGUCUCCAACUCGGGUGUCCGCAUGCCCACCAGCACCAUCGACGGCUCUUCCGUCACUGUGGAGAUCUACGACGUCGGCAAGAACGAGUGGCGCCUGGCUGCCAACAUCCCCGCCAAGCGCUAUUCGGACCCGUGCGUGCGGGCUGUGGUGCUCCUUGGCUCUCUGUGCAUCUUCAUGCGCGAGACUCACAUGAACGAGCGCGCCAAGUACGCCAUCUACCAGUACGACCUGGAGCUCGACCGCUGGUACCUGAGGCAGCCCGUGUCUGAGCGCGUGCUCUGGGACCUGGGGAAGGACUUCCGCUGCGCCGUGGGGAAGCUGUACCCAUCCUGUCUGGAAGAAUCCCCAUGGAAACCACCCACCUACCUGUUCUCCCCCGACGGGGCCGAGGAGUUUGAGGUGGACGGGGAGAUGGUCUCCCUCCCUCACAUAUAG
Messenger RNA from Coregonus sp. 'balchen', 4747 nucleotides. The record is from the annotation of a GenBank genome assembly. NCBI's taxonomy places the organism in Eukaryota, Metazoa, Chordata, Actinopteri, Salmoniformes, Salmonidae.